GGCAUCUCGGUGUCAACUGCACAGCCCCUCUCCUCCCCCCAGUAUUUUUUUUCCCCUCCUCUUAACCGGCAGCGCCUCAGCCCCUGCCCGGGGGAGGCUCCGGGGGCCGCGCCGGGGGCCGGUCCCGGCGCUUCUGGGGGGAGCUGAAACCCUGUAGGCUUUUUUUUUUUUUUGGGGGGGGGGGGGGGGGGGUUGUUUUAAAUAGGUGGAACCGAAACCACUCGGUUUCCUGGAAACUUUGUUUUCCUUUUCUUUCCCUCCGCCGUCCCGGCCGCGGGGGUGUGCGCGGCGCCGUAUAAACGGGCCGAGCGGCGGGGCCGAGCGGCGGGGCCGGGCGGGGGAGCAGCACCGGGACAGGCACCAGCACACCCUGGCGCAGGCACCAUGGGCGAAGAGCUGGUACUCGAGACGUGGGACCUGCAGUGCGAGCGCAAUGGCCGGGAGCACCGGACGGCGGAGCUGAGUGGGCAGCAGCUGGUGGUGCGGCGGGGCCAGCCCUUCACCAUCACCCUGCACUUCUCGGGCCGCGGCUACGAGGAGGGAGUGGACAAACUCGCCUUCAACGUGGAGACCGGGCCCUGCCCCAUCGAGACAUCAGGAACCAGGUCCCACUUUGCUGUGACCGACUUCCCAGAGGAAUCGAGCUGGAGUGCCGUGAUCCAGCAGCAGGAUGGGGACUCGCUCUCUGUCUCACUCUGCUCCCCUCCCAGUGCCCGCAUCGGCCGCUACCACCUGACGCUGGAGACCUCCACCGGCUACCAGGGCUCCAGCUGCCACCUCGGGGACUUCGUCCUGCUCUUUAAUGCCUGGCACCCAGAGGACACAGUUUUCCUCCGAGAUGAGGACGAGCGUGGGGAGUACGUGCUGGCUCAGCAGGGGCUCAUCUACCAGGGUGCCUGCGAAUACAUCACCUCCACCCCCUGGAACUUCGGCCAGUUCGAGGACGACAUCUUGUCCAUCUGCCUCAAGCUGCUGGACACAAACCCCAAAUUCCUGAGGGACCAGAACCGGGAUUGCUCCCGCCGCAAUGAUCCCGUGUACAUCGGACGGGUGGUGAGCGCCAUGGUCAAUUGUAACGACGAGGACCGGGGGGUGCUGGCGGGGCGAUGGGACAACUGCUAUGAGGACGGGACGAGCCCCAUGGCCUGGAUCGGGAGCGUGGAUAUUCUCAAGAGGUGGCAGAAAUUUGGGUGUCAGCCGGUCAAGUAUGGCCAGUGCUGGGUCUUCGCUGCCGUGGCGUGUACUGUCCUGCGCUGCCUGGGCAUCCCCAGCCGGGUGGUCACCAACUACAACUCUGCCCACGACACCAACGGCAACCUGGUCAUCGACCGCUACCUCAGUGAGACGGGGGAGGAGGAGCGGCGCUCCCGGGACAUGAUCUGGAACUUCCACUGCUGGGUGGAAUCCUGGAUGGCCCGUCCAGACCUGGCGCCCGGCUAUGAUGGGUGGCAGGCGCUGGACCCAACACCCCAGGAGAAGAGCGAAGGGGUUUUCUGCUGCGGGCCAGCCCCCGUCAGAGCCAUCAGGGAGGGCGACCUGCAGCUGCGGUAUGACGUCCCCUUCGUCUUCGCGGAGGUGAACGCGGACGUGGUGUACUGGGUGGUGCGGCAGGAUGGGUCACAGAAGAAGAGCACCCACUCCUCAGUCGUGGGCAAGAACAUCAGCACCAAGAGCGUGGGCAGGGACAGCAGGGAGGACAUCACCCACACAUACAAGUACCCCGAGGGGUCUGAAAAGGAGCGAGAAGUGUUUGCGAAGGCAGAACAUGAGAAGAGCUCCCUCAGGGAGGAGGACGAGGGGCUGCACCUCCGGAUUAAGCUGUCGGAGGGUGCAAACAAUGGCUGCGACUUCGACGUCUUUGCCGUCAUCACCAACAACACGGACACGGAGCGGGUCUGCCGGCUGAUGCUCUGUGCCCGCACCGCCAGCUACAGCGGCAGCGUCGGGCCCCAGUGCGGCAUGAAGGACCUGCUGAACGUUGCCCUCGAGCCCCGGGCCGAGAAGCGUGUGCCCCUGCGGAUCCUGUAUGAGAAAUAUGGGGAGAGCCUGACCCCGGACAACAUCAUCAAGGUGGUGGCUCUCCUGACCGAGUACCAGACGGGUGACGUGCUCGUGGCUGUCAGGGACGUCUACAUCCAGAAUCCGCAGAUCAAGAUCAGGGUUUUAGGGGAGCCGAUGCAGCAGCGGAAGCUGGUGGCGGAGAUCAGCCUGGUGAACCCCCUGGGAGCCCCCCUGAACAACUGCGUGUUCGUGGUGGAGGGCGCCGGCCUCACCGAGGGGCAGCAGAUCAAGGAGCUCGAGGAGCCCGUGGAGCCGCAGGCAGAGGCCAAGGUCAGGCUGGACUUGGUGCCACGCCAAGCAGGGCUGCACAAGCUCAUGGUGGACUUCGAGAGCGACAAGCUGACAGGGGUGAAGGGCUAUCGCAACGUCAUCAUCGCGCCCCAGCCCAAGUGAGGGGCCCCGCCUCCCACAGACACCCUGCGUCCCUUCUGCCCGGGUCGCGUGGCCCCUGCUCGCUUUAGCCCAGGAUGGUCCCCGCGGCACGUAAAGGACGUUGCCAAAGCCCAGCCUGACCCAGCAUGGCAGCCGCAGUGCCGGCUCCUCCCCAGAGUGCUCGGUGCUGCAGGAGAGAUGUGACGGAGCAGAGACAGGAGGGGGCCGGGGGUAUCGGAGCUCCCCAGGCAGCCGCUCACUUUGCUGCCUUUCCCUCACCCAUGGGUGGAACCGUCCCUGUCCUGCCGGUCACCCAGCAUGAGACCCACAGGGACCCCUGCACCCCGCAGGGACCCCCGCACCCCACACAGCCUCCCCCCUGCAGCACCGACAGCCCCGGGCCACAGAGCAGAUCCCAUGAACCAAAGAGCAGAACAGCCUUCUCCUGCACGGGUCGCACCUCUGCCACGCUCACACCUGAACGCAACGCACUAGAGAAAAGAUUGUAUACUGUGAGGACAAAGCUUUGUAUAUGCUAUAUACAUAUAUAACAAAUUAUUUAUAGCUAUAUAAAUGCAUACCGCAUAUAACCCUACUGCAUAGGUAAAGCCGGGUAUUUGCUUUAAUAACCGUCCCUGUCACUGCAAUCACUACAGUGAGGGAUGGGAUGUACCUUGACAUGAAUUAACUAUGCAAGCACUGAAUAAAACCUCUAUUUUUCACUUUUAAAGCCA
Messenger RNA from Columba livia (rock pigeon), 3167 nucleotides. It is a transcript of the gene TGM2, whose product is annotated as transglutaminase 2. Gene Ontology annotation, cellular component: mitochondrion. Gene Ontology annotation, molecular function: protein-glutamine gamma-glutamyltransferase activity. Lineage: Eukaryota; Metazoa; Chordata; Aves; Columbiformes; Columbidae. The transcript is spliced from 13 exons. Gene Ontology annotation, biological process: peptide cross-linking. The record is from RefSeq and is a predicted model, not a curated record. The coding region runs from base 385 to 2454 and encodes 689 amino acids.